Messenger RNA from Suricata suricatta (meerkat), 4829 nucleotides. RefSeq names its product leucine rich repeat containing 9 (gene LRRC9). The record is from RefSeq and is a predicted model, not a curated record. Gene Ontology annotation, molecular function: protein binding. Bases 60 to 4406 code for a protein of 1448 amino acids. The transcript is spliced from 33 exons. NCBI's taxonomy places the organism in Eukaryota, Metazoa, Chordata, Mammalia, Carnivora, Herpestidae.
GGGAACCAUCCUCUUUCUGGGAUAAGAUAUAUUAUUAUGACCUUUAUUUUUAAUGGAAGAUGAUUGAAUGUGAAAACCUAAACCAAGAAGAAAUAAUUAAGGAACUGUGUUUAUGCAAUGGUUUGUCUUAUGAGAUGGUUGGACAAGAAGGAUCAGAUACUUCAGAACUGGAGAUGUUUUUCUCAGGGUACCCCCGUAUAGUUGGAUUAUCAUUAUUUCCUAAUCUAAUGAGUCUCACAGUUGUUGCUCAAGACAUAAAAGAAAUAUCAGGGCUAGAAACUUGUUUACGGCUUAAAGAACUCUGGAUUGCCGAAUGCUGCAUAGAGAAAAUUGAAGGUCUUCAGGAAUGUAGAAAUUUAGAGAAAUUGUAUUUAUAUUUUAAUAAAAUUUCCAAGAUAGAAAAUUUAGAGAAAUUAUUAAGAUUGGAGGUUCUUUGGCUGAACCACAAUACAAUUAAAAAUAUUGAGGGUUUGCAAACUUUGAAGAAUUUAAAUGACCUCAACCUUGCUGGAAAUCUAAUAAGCAGCAUUGGUCGAUGUCUUGAUCCCAAUGAACAACUGGAAAGAUUAAACCUUUCUGGUAACCAAAUAUGUUCUUUCAAGGACCUCACUAACUUAACCAGGCUGCAUCGCUUAAAGGAUUUAUGUCUGAAUGAUCCUCAGUAUAAAACCAAUCCAGUUUGUCUGCUGUGUAAUUAUUCCACUCAUGUAUUGUAUCACUUGCCUGGCCUUCAAAGACUUGACACGUUUGAUGUGUCAGCAAAAGAGAUCAAGGAUUUGGCAUAUACCACAGCAAUGAAAAAAAUAAUGUAUUACAAUAUGCGUAUAAAAACUGUUCAGAGGCAUCUUAAUGAAGACCUUGAAAAAUUGAAUGAACAAAGAUGCAAGUUACGGAAACUACCAGAAGAAAGAAUAAAAUUAUUUAGCUUUGUGAAAAAAAAUCUGGAACGAGAACUUGCCGAAAACAAGGCAUCUGGCAAAGGGCACAGUGAUAGAUCCAGUAACAAUAAAGUAGCUGAAUUUGAAAAAUCAAAGAAGUGGGAAACUGUCACAGAAGAGCCAAAUCUUCAACAGAAGAUACUGACCAAACUAAAUGCCUUGAAUGAAAGGGUAACAUUCUGGAACAAAAAACUAGAUGAGAUUGAAACAAUUUAUCAUGUUGAAGUAAAACAAAAGAAGAAAAGCCAUGGCUUAUUGAUCCCAUUUUUGUUGACUGAGUUGGAAACUGUGGGAAAUAUCCACUUUGAAGAAGGCACUCGAUCUGAUGACUGGUUUAACUCCUGCUAUGAACUAAUUCUUUCACGUUUUUGUACCUGGAACUUCAGGCCAUAUGGUAUUACUGGAGUGAAAAUAAAACGUAUCAUCAAAGUUAACAACCGUAUUCUGAGACUAAAAUUUGAAGAGAAAUUCCAGAAGAUUCUUGACAAGGAAGAUAUGCAUGAUUCAGAGAGCUAUCAAAAGAUGCUGGAGUGCCUUUUUUAUGUUUUUGAUCCUGAAGUUACAGUGAAGAAAAAGCACCUGCUACAAAUACUUGAAAAAGGAUUCAAAGACAGUGAAACAAGCAAGCUGCCUCUCAGAAAAGAAGCUGUUAUUCUUGCUAACAGCCUAACUAUGUGUGAAUGUCCCAGAAUUGAAUUUCUACAGCAAAAGUUCAAAGAUGAGAACUCUCCAGAGCAUGAGCUCUUCAGGCAUGGCAUCCUCCUCAUUACAAAGGUUUUCCUUGGCCAGAGUGUUCAGGCUUGUGAACAGGACUCCAUCAAUCAAGCUAACUAUCCAAUGGUUAAUUCAGUGUUCAUUCCUCAAAAAUAUUUACCAAAUUCUAUCAUGGGACAGAGGAACUGUGAUUGCAGCCUCCGGCAGUGCAAGUGGUUUGUCUUUGAUCAUGAUCUGGUUUUGCCAGAAUACGUCAUUGAAUUUGAGUAUAUUACAAUGGUCAAGGCUCACUCGUUAUUUUCUUCAUUCAACAAUGUUAUUCUAGAAAAAAACAAAAAAAAUUCAGAAGGAUCAUUACUGUCCCAGGAUUUGAAAUUUGAUGAUGAAGUUAUAAAAAUGGAUCCCAGGAUCAAGCCCAGACCAAAACUUAGUAGUUUGAAUGAUAAAACGAUACUUUCUCUUGCCAACACUAACAUUUACAGUCAUAUUGUGAAUCUGAAUCUACAUGGAAACCGCUUGAGUAAAUUGAGAGAUCUCUCCAAGUUAACAGGACUUCGAAAACUUAAUAUCAGCUUUAAUGAAUUUACCUGUUUAGAUGAUAUAUACCACUUGGUAAGAACUGCCCUUUUGAAAUUACUUAGUGUUGCUGUAGAAAAGUCUGAUGAGAAGCCAGCCACAUUAAGGCUGAGUGUUAUUGGCAGAUUAAAGACUCUCACUCAUUUAGACGGACUCCUCAUUUCUGAAGAAGAAGCCACAGCAGCAAUGAAUUUUAUUACUGGAACAAAGAUUACUCAGUUAUCACUCUUACAGCAUUCUAGUACUAAAGAGGAGAGACCACGGAUACUUAGCAUAUGGUCUUCUGCCAAAAUUCUGACACAGAUUUCAAAGUUGGGACCACAUUUACAUCUGAAUGGAAACUGGUACUUGAAGAUAACUGCUUUAAAUUUAGAUGGGCAACAUCUCUUUGAAAUCACAAAUUUAGAAAAACUGGAAAAUUUGAAAUGGGCAUCAUUCAGCAACAAUAAUCUCACUAAAAUGGAAGGCUUGGAAUCCUGUAUUAACUUGGAAGAGCUCACAUUAGAUGGAAACUGUAUCUCAAAGAUAGAAGGCAUUUCCAAGCUGACUAAAUUAACCCGUCUCAGCAUAAAUAAUAAUCUUCUCAAUGGUCUGGAAAAACAUAUUUUUGAUAACAUGCUUCAUCUUCACUCCCUUUCUCUUGAGAAUAACAGAAUUACUUCAUUGAGUGGUUUACAAAAAGCUUUUACUCUAAUUGAAUUAUACAUAAGCAAUAACUAUAUUGCUCUCAAUCAGGAGAUCUAUAAUUUAAAGGGUUUAUGCAACCUGGUCAUUCUCAACAUAUAUGGAAACAUUAUUGUAUGGAAUCAAGAAAACUACCGGUUGUUUGUAAUAUUUCACCUUCCAGAACUGAAAGCUUUGGAUGGAAUCGCCAUUGAACCACCAGAGACUGAGUGUGCAAAGGACUUGUUUGGUGGCAGACUUACCUCUGACAUGAUUGCAGAACGACAAGGACAUUCAAACUUCACCCAAAUGCAAGAACUCAACUGGACUUCAUCAUCCAUCAGCACUGUGGAUUUGAUUCCAGUUGACCAAUUUAGAAAUGUAUGUAAUGUGAAUCUACAAAACAAUAAUCUUACCUCAUUCAGUGGAUUGAUCUAUCUGCCUAAUGUGAAGGUCUUAUGCCUCAACUAUAAUCAUAUUGAGUCAAUCAUGCCCAGAAUAAAACCUCAGGCUCACUUGACCAACAGACAGCUCCUCUACCAGAAAGUGCCUUCCAGUGGCUAUGGACAACAAGGAACUUCAAAAAUAAACAGAGAUACAACAAACAGUGAAAAUUUGCCUCCAAUAAUGCAUAGUUUAGAAGUUCUUCAUUUGGGCUAUAAUGGAAUUGGUAAUUUAAUUCAACUACAGCUUAACAGACUGAGAAAUUUAAAAUUCCUCUUUCUACAAGGGAAUGAAAUCAGUCAAAUUGAAGGACUUGACAAUUUAGUAGUCCUUCAGGAAUUGGUAGUGGACCAUAACCGCAUCAGAGCAUUUAAUGAUAGUGCCUUUGCCAAACCAAGCUCACUAUUGGCACUUCAUCUGGAAGAAAACAGACUACGAGAGCUGAGCAAAUUACAGUCUUUGGUAAAACUUGAGAAACUCUUCCUAGGAUAUAAUAAAAUCCAGGAUAUGGCAGAACUGGAAAAACUUGAUGGUAUCUCUUCUCUCAGAGAGCUUACAGUUUAUGGCAAUCCAAUCUGUAGAAAAACACUACAUCGCCAUGUGCUCAUAUUUCGGCUGCCCAACUUACAGAUGUUAGAUGGAGUUCCUGUGAACUCAGAUGAUAGGGCCAAAGCUGAAUUUCACUUCUCUGAACUACAAGCGAAAAAAACUUCGCUCAUUCCUGUUACCAACUCUCCAGUGGACGGUGGGUCAUUUGGCCAAGUGAAAGCUCCUUCCAUAAAGAUAACAAAUGUAAUUCUGCGUAGUGGAUUUAGCCAUUACUUGGGAUCUGAACUUGGGAUCUUAACUCCUGAAGCUGAAGACCAAAAAAACAAGAAUGCAGGGAUUCUGACAAAUAAUCCUCGGAGUAUCCAUGCAGAAAUAGCUCUUCGGCAACUCAGAGGGAUAAAUCUCUCUCCAUCUCUUUUAUCACAUCAGAAUAUGGCAUCUCCAACUGCACAGAUGUACCAGAGCAACCUAGAUGAGGAAAGAACUCCUGGCAGCCACUUUCCAAGAUCAAAUCGAAUGUAACUGCCUAAAGAGAAAUGAAUAUACACCAAGAAACCUAUUUCUGUUUAGUAGUUGUACAAAAAUUAGCAGACAGUGUUGGUGAAAAAAAUAUAUAAGAUAAUCAUGUUCCUUAUUUUACUGAAGCACUGCAGUUCCAUAUGAUGAUAAUUUCUGUCACCCUGGUUGAAUUUAAUUUUAAUAUUGCCUCUCUUAAACUUUCUUUAUGGUUAUCUUAAUUAUUCAUUUGAAUUUCUAUAUUAGAAAAAUCAUGAACCAUUUUAUCAUACAAUUUGAAAAGACAGACGUGGCAUAAAACAAAAUCCAGAGAAUCAAAUAUUUAGUGCUGAUAUUGGAAGCAUUUAGUUGCAAACUCUUAUUGUGGCCUGUCAUAUGAAGAUACUAAGAAAGGUAAUUCUAGUAAAUAUGUAUAUUUUGUUUGUUGAA